Messenger RNA from Silurus meridionalis, 8744 nucleotides. RefSeq names its product biorientation of chromosomes in cell division protein 1-like 1. The record is from RefSeq and is a predicted model, not a curated record. Gene Ontology annotation, biological process: protein phosphorylation; mitotic spindle organization; regulation of cytokinesis. The transcript is spliced from 36 exons. NCBI's taxonomy places the organism in Eukaryota, Metazoa, Chordata, Actinopteri, Siluriformes, Siluridae. The coding region runs from base 170 to 7765 and encodes 2531 amino acids. Gene Ontology annotation, molecular function: ATP binding; protein kinase activity. Gene Ontology annotation, cellular component: spindle microtubule; spindle pole centrosome; chromosome passenger complex.
AAGUACACCAGCCAAUCACAGACAGCCGGAAGUGACGUCGUUGGUUUUGAACCUGUUGGCGGUUUGUCCGAGGAAGAACACAGACGCUAGUCGAGAGAAAGUGGUGCCGCUAUAUCGAGAAAAUACAUUUUUAUUUUUAAGUUUUACUUUUAAAUAACUUUUUGGGAACAUGCAGAAUAAGGAGAACCGUGAGCCCAGAAGCCUCCUUACACAGACAGUCGGACCGUAUAGAGACGAGAUGAACCCCGGCGCUGUCAUUGGUGCUGGUCCUGGCCGAGUCCCAGUGAAACCCAGUUCACAGAAGAAGUUCUCGAUUAAGGACUUUGAUAUUGGUCGGCCGCUUGGAAAAGGCAAGUUCGGGAACGUGUAUUUGGCUCGGGAGAAGAAGCUGAAGGUUAUCGUGGCGUUGAAGGUGCUCUUUAAAUCCCAGAUGGAAAAGGAAGGAGUGGAGCACCAGCUCAGGAGAGAGAUCGAAAUCCAGUCCCACCUCAGGCACCCGAACAUCCUGCGUUUCUACAACUACUUCCACGAUUCAUCGCGCGUGUUCCUCGUCCUGGAAUACGCGCCGCGCGGAGAGAUGUACAAAGAGCUGCAGCGCUGCGGCCGCUUCAGUGAUCAGCGCACGGCCACGUUCAUGGAGGAGGUCGCGGAUGCUCUUCAGUACUGCCACGAGAAGAAAGUGAUCCAUCGCGAUAUCAAGCCGGAGAAUCUGCUGCUGGGCUUCAGAGGAGAGCUCAAGAUCGCCGACUUCGGCUGGUCCGUCCAUGCGCCGUCGCUACGACGACGCACCAUGUGCGGCACUCUGGAUUAUCUUCCUCCCGAGAUGAUCGAAGGGCACUCUCACGACGAGAAGGUGGAUCUGUGGUGCAUCGGCGUGCUGUGCUACGAGUGUCUGGUGGGGAAUCCUCCUUUCGAGACGGCCAGCCAUUCGGAAACGUACAAACGCAUCACCAAGGUGGAUCUCCAGUUUCCCAAAAUGGUUUCAGAAGGCGCCCGGGAUCUGAUCUCCAAGCUGCUGCGACACAGCCCCUCCAUGCGUCUGCCUCUGAAGAGCGUCAUAGAGCACCCGUGGGUGAAGACCAACUCGCGACGAGUCUUGCCUCCUGUCUGUCAGCCCAAACCCACUCCUUCACACUAUCACAAAGAUCACUCCCGGAUGGCGGGUUUACCCCCGGGUGACCCCCAGUUGGUCGCCAUGAUCGUGAAUCAUUUAAAAACACAGGGACUUUUUGACCAGUUCAGGAGGGACUGUUUGGCGGAUGUCGAUACAAAGCCUGCGUACUUGCACUUGAGACAGCGAGUGGACAACUUUGUGUCUAAUCACCUGUCCAACCACACAUGGAGUCCUCAACUAAACAAGAACCAGCUGAGGAACAGCAUCAGGCAACUCGUGCUCCAGUCAGGCUUGCUGGAGCAGGGCGUCGAUCGGAUUGUAGCGCAGGUCGUCGACCCCAAGGUUCAACACACCUUUCGGCCACAGGUGGAACGUGUCGUCCGUCAGUUCCUGUCUCCGGGCAACCAUGUAGAGGAGGAGGAGCCUACACACGCCCUCACACAGAUUUUGGAAAACCAGGAGGCUUAUCUGUCGUCUCCAGUGAUCCCCUCGGCUCCAGUCUUUGACGCCGCCCCCUCUCAAAGUCAAGAUCCCUCAGUGAUAAUGGCACAGGACGAAGGAGAGGAAGAUAUGUGCCUGGUAGAGGACGAGACCGAGCCAGAAAGAACAAAGGAGGUGGAAGAGCAGGACGAGAAGCUCGAGGGGAACAAAGAGGAGACAACGAGCAAAGAGCUAGAGGAGGAUGAGGAGAGACCGAAAGAGGCGACGGAGGUUGGCCAACAGAUGGAGGUGCCUGUGGAGGUCAAGAAAGAGGAACAAGAAGAAGAAAAAGGGGAGGAGAAGGAAAAGAAAGGGGAAGAGGAUAAAGAGAAAGGAGAGGACACGAAAGAUAAGAAAGGCUCGGGGAAGAACAAGGAGGAGAGCAGCGCCGACAAACUUCAUAUCCUCCAGAAAGCGAGAGAACGACUGAAAGAAGUCCCCAUUCGCAGAUAUAAUGGCCUCCACUCUUCUGGGAAGAUAAUACUCCCUGGAAGAUUCGGAUCUAGAGGGUCUGAGCGACAUCACGGUGAGUUCGGUCCACACGAGCGACCUUUCGUCUUUGAAGACGACAGCGAGGACGAGGAGCCUCCUUCCGAUACCACCGAGGAAGGAGAGAUCACCUCAGAAGAUGAAAAGGUUCAGAAGAAAGGAGCAGCAGACGAUUCGGACGAAAACAAGGAGAAAAAACCCCGGGGUUCCCGCCAAGGCUACGUUCACAAGCCUUUCCUUUACUCGCGUUACUACAGCGACUCUGACGACGAGGUUACCGUGGAGCAGCGACGUCGUUCCGCUGCGAAAGACAAAGAGGAAAGAUUGCUGAAGCGGCAACAGAACCGGGAGCGUCUUGAGGAAAAAAGAAGGCAGAAGGCGACGCAAGCAGAGCUACAGGCAGAAAAGGAAAAGCAGGAAAUCCAGAGACCUCAAAGGAAAGAAGCACAGAAAGAGAGGAAAGUCCUGGAAAAGAAAGUGGCACUCAGCAGAAAAAGGAAAAGAGAUUCACGGAAAGAAGACGACUCGGCUGCCAAGAAGAAGAGCGACGGAGAUGCUGAAUCCGUAAAGAAAGAUGUGAGCCUUUUGUCUUUCCACCAGGAUGCAGUGAAGUCUAAAGCAAUCUCUCAGAAGCCUGUUAAGAAGCUGUCUGAGGAGGAGCAGCGGAGGAGAAAGAGCCUUUCAGAAGACUCGAGCGAGCCACGCAAAAUUCUCGACAAAAACCGUACCCACUCCUUCAUCCUGGACCUGGAGCUGGGAACUGAGGAGGCCCUCAGACAGCGAGGCGUUGGCAAGAAUGAGCGGCAUGCCCGAAGAGAGAAAGAGCGAAAAGAGAACGAGAAAGAGCGUAGUCAGUUCAGACAGAAGCCGGAAAGUAAGAAAGGAGGAGACAAUCUUGCAGAGGAGAAGGAGGGAGGCGUGGUGAAAGUUACAGUUGAUGACAAAGUAGAGAAGAAAGGGUCAAAGGUAAAAGGAGACAAGAAGGGCUCGGCGUCGGCAAGGGAGGGACGGCUUUCUGUGACUGAGGGGUCGGCCCUAGAGGAGGGAAACACCAAGGAUAAAGACAAGCCGCCUAAAGACAUUUUGAAACGGUCAAAAAGUCACCCAGAGGGUAAAUCUCUAGAGAAGCUCAAGGCCAGGCAAGAUGGCAAAGAUGUGGGGGCUGGUAGUAAAGACAAGAGCUCCACUUUAGAGGCCCAUAAAUAUAGCUCAGACACAAGGACCAAGACUUCAGAGGCAAGUCCAAAGGUAAAAUCUGUGCCAGAAAAAGCAAGAUCCAAAUCUAGAGAUGACUUAAAAUCCCAAAGUCCAUCGGUGACCAAAACAGACAAGAAGGCCCAAAGUCAGGAAGCCAAGGGUAAAGCCGGAGUGGCUCCUAUCAAGCCAGAGUACACCAAGGAAAAGAAGAAGGAGGGAGUGAUAAAAGAAGACAGAAGAGUCUCGGAGGACCGAAUUGAGAAGGGGAAAGAUGCAAAGAGCGCAAAGAAAACAAGUGAGAAAAAGACAAAUGAUUUCGAGAAGAAGGGUGGAGACAGUGAGAAUGAACAAAGAACCCCUGAAGUAGAUGAUCUCUCUUCCAGUUCCUCUGCUCCGUCAGCAAUUGCUGAUGAAGUUGAGACUGGAGGCGGAAUGGAUUUUCAGACUUCAAACGAUCAAACGCGGCCAGCUCCGAAGUCCCUCACAACAUCUGUCCUUACAACUCAACAAGUCUCAGAUUCUCUUUUUAAAUCAGAGGUUAGGACCGCACAGUUCUUGGAGUCUUUACCUGUGAGUCAUGUCUCAAACCUACAGACUUUAGAUUCUGCACCAGAGUCUGAUUCCACAGACCAAUCCAUCUCUAAGUCUUUGAGAAAGCCUGAUCUAACUUUAGACUCACAAGCUAUGGAUACAGAGUCUGAUCAUGCUGCCUUACAAUCCACAGACGUGGAGUCAAAUCUCACAGACCCACAAGCCAUGGAUACAGAGUCUGAACCUACAGCACCACAAGCCAAUGCUGUACAGUCUGAUCUUGCAUCACCACAUUCUGAAUCAUUACAAAGUCAACCUACACAGUAUGAUCUUGCUAUACCACCACCACAACAGAUUUCCUCAGAUUCACAGCAAAGGCCUGAGCUCAUGAACUUCUCAGAGUCUAAUCUAACUGUUCCUGAACCAGAUACUCCUCACACACGGCUGCAGUCCUCAGAUUCAAGCCCAGUGUCCAUUCUCCCAGCCCCUGAGUCUUCAGACUCUAUUCCAGAGUCUGAUCUCAUGGUUGCUCAGCCCUCAAAUGUAAAAAAUGAACUCGCAGUCCCUCAGGGUUCAGACACGCUUCCUGCUGAUGUUUACAGCACUUCUGUUUCUGACGACAUGUAUGACGCCCUAAGCGACAUCACUCCAGAUCCUGAGGAUGAGGAGGAGGCCACUAUAAGACUCUCUGAGACCCAGGACCAGCACCGGAACAUCCCUGCGGAGGCUGACGCCCUCUUCAGAGACUUCUAUCCAGGAUGCAGAUAUAAAGAUGAAGGAAGCAGCCUGACAUUACUCUCUAUGGAUCCAGAUCAGGGAGUUUUGCCGAGUUUUGUACCUGAAGAUGCACAUGUUGCUGGCCAGCAGGUGGAGACUUUGCCCACAGACCUGGUUGAUGAGACAAAUGUGAUCGAGCCACCAGAAGAGGUUGCUGCUCAUGACCCGGAGGAAGCAGAGGAACAUGCUGAAGGUAUAAGCAGCACAGCCAUUGAAGGAAAGGCCACAGACAUACUGUCUAAGGAGGAGGCGACGUCUGAGAAUAAAGCAGGGACCAAUGGGCAGGAUGCCCAUGGGCAGGAGGCACAGGCUCCAGGGGUUAAUGCAGAACAGUCCCAGGUGCAAGAGAUAUCAGACCUUCAAAUAAAGGAGGCACAUGCACAUGAGGGAAAUGCACAGGAAGUACCGGAGGCUCAAACACACGAGGCGGAAGAACAGGAGCAGGAGCUCCCGAUCCACGAGCCAAACUUGGAGGAACAGGACGUGCAGAUGCAGAAGCCAAACAUAGAGGAGCUGGAGGCACAGAUGCAGGAGUCAAACAUAGAGGAACAGGAGGUGCAAGUGCAGGAGCCAGACCCACAGGAGAAGGAGCUUCAGAUUCAAGAGCCUAACAUAGAGGAAAGGGAAGCACAUAUGGAGGAACCAGACACACAGGAGAAGGCGCUUCAGAUUCAGGAGCCUAACAUAAAGGAAAGGGAAGCACAUAUGGAGGAACCAGACACACAGGAGAAGGAGCUUCAGAUUCAGGAGCCUAACAUAGAGGAAAAGGAAGCGCAUAUGGAGGAACCAGACACACAGGAGAAGGAGCUUCAGAUUCAGGAGCCUAACAUAGAGGAAAAGGAAGCGCUUAUGGAGGAACCAGACACACAGGAGAAGGAGCUCCAGAUGCAGGAUCAAAACGCAAAGGAGAAUGAGCUCCAGAGGCAGGAGCCAAACACACAGGAGAAGGCGCUCCAGAGGCUGGAGCCAAACACACAGAAGAAGGAGCUCCAGAGGCAGGAGCCAAACACACAGGAGAAGGAGCUCCAGAGGCAGGAGCCAAACAUACAGGAGAAGGAGAUCCAGAGGCAGGAGCCAAACAUACAGGAGAAGGAGCUCCAGAUGCAGGAGCCAAAUAUACAGGAGAAGGAGCUCCAGAUGCAGGAGCCAAACAUACAGGAGAAGGAGCUCCAGAUGCAGGAGCCAAAUACACAGGAGAAGGAGCUCCAGAUGCAGGAGCCAAAUACACAGGAGAAGGAGCUCCAGAUGCAGGAGCCAAAUACACAGGAGAAGGAGCUUCGGAUGCAGGAGCCAAACACAACAGAGCAGGAGGGGCAGAAGCAGGAUCCAAACAUACCAGAGCAGGAGGGGCAGGAGCAAAACACACCAGACCAGGAGGGGCAGAAGCAGGAUGUGCAGACACAAGAGUCAGAAGAACAAGAGGCACAAGUGGAGGAGGCUGAAAUGCAUGAGGCAAAGGCACAAGAAUAUUGGAUACAGGAGAAGGAGACACAGGGUCAGGAUACAGAAGCACAGAUACAGGAGGCGCAGACACAAGUGGCACCAUCAAAGGAGGCUCAGUUGCUGGAGGUGCUAAAGGCGCAGAAAGCCCAGGCACAGGAAGUGCUAAAGGCGCAGGAGUCACAGUCGCAGGAGGCUCAGGUGCAGGAAGUGCUUAUGCCAAAGGAGGCCCUGGUGCAGGAGGUGCUUAAGCCACAGGAGGCCCCGGCAAUGGAGGUGCUUAAGCCACAGGAGGCCAUAGCACAGGUGGUGCUUAAGCCACAGGAGUCCCCGGCGCAGGAAGUGCUUAAGCCACAGGAGGCCCCGGCGCAGGAGGUGCUUAACGCAAAGGAGGCACCGGUGCAGGAGGUGCUUAAGCCACAGGAGGCCCAGGCGCAGGAGGUGCUUAAGCCGCAGGAGGCCCCGGUGAAGGAGGUUCUUAAGCCACUGGAGGCCCCGGUGCAGGAAAUGCUUAAUCCACCAGAGGCCCCGGCGCAGAAGGUGCUUAAACCACAGGAGGCCCCGGCGCAGGAGGUGCUAAAGCCACAGGAGGCCCCGGCGCAGGAAGUGCUUAAGCCACAGGAGGCCCCGGCACAGGAGGUUCUUAAGCCACUGGAGGCCCCGGUGCAGGAGGUUCUUAAGCCCCAGGAGGCCCCGGCGCAGGAGGUGCAAAAGGCAAAGAAGUCCCCAGCACAGGAGGCCCCGCUGCAGGAAGUGCUAAAUAUGCAGGAGGCCCAGGCACCGCAGGCCCAGGCACCGGAGGCCCAGGCAAAUUUCCCAAAUGCCCAGCAGCAGGUGGCAAAGACACAAGACGUGCAAACCCAGGAGCCACAGAAGCAGCCAGCAAGGAGAGGACGACCCCCGAAAUUAAUUAAACAAGCCAGUAGUACAUCAAAGUCAGAUGGACAAGAAGAGGACAAAUCCGAUGUGUCAGAAGUGGAUGAACGUCUAGAAGGCCGAGUGACCCGUAAAGGACGACGUUCCAGUCAGAGAGCUUCAGCCAAGGAAACUGCAUCAAAGCCUGAAGAAACAGAGGCAACGGGGGAGGAAGUAGAGCAAAAAGAGAUGCGCCGAGGAAGGCGUUCCGGAGUUCAGGCGGCUGCUGCAGCAGGUAAACCGGCAAUGAGGAGAAAGAGGUCUGACCAAGCUGAGGAUCCAGAGAAAGAGGGAAAAGAACUUGCAGCUGAGGAGAAGGAUGAGGAGCCUGUGAAGAGAGCACGACAAGAUAGUGAGAGUGUGACUGAGGAAGAAGAGGAAGGCAAAGAGGAGAAAAAAGAGGAGGACAGAGACACAGAGAGCUCUAAAGAGAAGGCUGAGGAAGAGGAACCGGCGAAAAAGACUCCACGCCGAGGCAGAUCCUCAAAGAGCACUUGUAACGCGGAGGAUUCAGAGAGGAGAGAAGCCGAGACGGAGACGGGGGAAGAGGACGAGAAACAGGAGGAGGAGGAAACCAAAAAGAGAGCCACAACACGUUCUGCGUCUCGGCUAGAGGCUGAGAAAAAUAAGCCGAAUAAGCCGUCAACCAGAGCGGUGAGCAAACUGAGCGGGAAAGAAGAGAGCUCUCCAAACACACGUUCCUCUCGUUCCCAAGGUGCUGCUGCAGUAAAGGGUCGUAAGAGCGAAUCGAGCUCUCCAACACCUCGGACCCGUGCCGGCUUAAAAGCUGAGGAACCACCUUCAAAGAGAGCCAAGCGAUGAUGUCAUUGUGUGUGUAUUAUGUAUGUUUGUAUGUAUGUAGCCCAGUCACCGUAAUGACAUCACCAUUUAACGCGAUCUCUCCCAGCCGGAGACGCGUUUUUAACCUCAGUGACGCUCUCUCCGGCUCGGAAUUGCGAGCGAGCAAUCCGUCAUGAGGAGUUCUGAAAUGUUUGCCAUCAUGGUUGUGUUUUUUUGUUUUUGUGUGUACAGUGUGUUUAAAAAUAUUUCAAUUAUAAAAUCCGCUUUCCACAUACUCAAUACAAUCCCACAGCGUUCCAAAAUCCCAGGACUAGAAGAACCAGCCAUGUUUUCCUUACGGCAUGCAGUGUAUGGAAUUACGACGCUCUAAUCGAAAGUGCAUUUUGUAACGUAAAUCUGCGUUCUGGAUCGAGGAGGCCAAAGAAAAAUAAACACGAUUUAUUUUAUUGAUUAGGGACCGUCAAAAGUGCAUGUUCUAGCACUUUCUCUACAAUGCACUGUGCAGUAUAUUUCAGCAACAAUCACCCUGUGCUUCCAAUCAUUUUCGAAAUAGUGUAGAUAGGAAUGGGUUUGGUUCUAUUUCCCGACCGGUAUUCGUUAUAUAUCCAGUAUAAUAUUCGGAAUCUUGGCAAGGUAUAUAAUGGUCUGGUUGUCCUGCAAACCUUAGAAAGCCCUUGUUAAACUCUCAUGAUCAUAAAGUUCGACCCACUCUUCAUUCAAUACUUUACUAUAUACAGUCGUAGGAGAAAUAAGGUUCUCGAAUUCCCCCCUCCAUAAGAGUUAUGCAAAAAUAUUUGCUCAUUCCACAUGAUGGAAAUGUUGUUUUUUGUUGUCGUUUUAUCGUGUCGUUUUAUCUGCUGAGCCUAUUAGCGUGUUCAGUUGCAUGCGUGCUGAUCCUGUUGGCGUGUUCAACAUCAAAACACUCAUUCUGUGAAUGUAAAUAUCUGAGAGAUUUCUUUUAUACACUAGCUUUUAUUAUAAAGGCCACCGGGACCAUGAA